UAGAUAUAUUUAUUUUUCCUAAUUUGAAUAUUGAGAACAUAAAUAAUCAAAUGUUUUUGUUAUUGAUGAUUAAUCGUUUGUUUGUGGUGUAAAUGACGAAGUAAAAUGUGCUUUGUUUUAUUUUAAAAUAUAUUUCCAUUCGACAAAGGUGAACGAAACAAAACUAACAUGACACAGAUUCUUGAUUCGAACAUGCAAGGCUUAGUCUUGGAAGUAAUAUCAGCAAACAUUUCUGAUGAAGUCCCAGAUAAAAAAUAUGUGCUUUACACCCUUCAAAUUCGUUAUAUAUCUGGAAACGAUGACCUUACCCCAUCUGUGAUACAAAGAAGAUACACCCAAUUUCAGAAUCUCUACAACUCCUUGUACAAAGAAUUUCCUGCAAAGCUUGGAGACAUAUCUUUUCCUAAAAAAGCAUAUACAGGCAAUUUUAGCAAUGAGUUAAUCAUGGAGAGAAGUACUGCCUUUGAACAGUUCCUAAAACAUAUUGCAAGUGAUAGCCAGCUGAGGACAUCUAAAGCUAUGCACCUAUUUCUUCAAGAACCAGAGUUAACUGAUGCCAAGCAACAAAUUGAAGUAAAACUUUAUGAUGUCGCUAGUCAGAAAUUGGAGAAUAUUUUUAGGCUUCUUAACAAGGUAUUUUCAGAUCGAUCCCACGAAGUUCUGUUAAUCCUGUGUAGACUUGUAGCAUGUUCUGCUGAAAGUGACACACCCGAUCCAGCCCGACUGAAAUGGGCUAAUUUAGCUUUAUAUAGAUUUAACGGUGUAAGUGAUAGUGACUUACUAGAACUGUACAUGCCAUUGCUUCAUUCUUGCGUAAAGAUUUAUAAUUCAAAUAACCAGAGUGCUGAAGAACUAACAUCACAGUUGCAGAAACUGCAGCGUAAAGGUAUGCGAGAUGUUGAAGGAAGAACCCUGUUAAUAGCUAUUCAGGAACUGGAGGAAAAAAUGCGGCACUGAUGAUAUUUUGCCCUUCAGUUGCUUGUUUUGACUAUCGUUUUUAAGGAGGCAUUUCAAUAUUCUUUUCUGCUUUUUUUUGACUGAUUUGUUAUUAUCAUCUAUCUUGACUAAAAUGACUAUAAUAGUUUAGGUCAGAUAAGUUGAUCUCAAUCAACUUUAUACUAACCUGUCUUGAAUUUUUUUCUGAUAUCAAUUAUUAAAAUUACAAUACAUUUUAACUUAAAGGCUUCAGUGGUCAAUGGUUCUCUCUGAAUUAGUAAUAUAUUUUAGCUCAGCUCAGAUAUUUAGAUCUAUAAAAAAUAUUUAUUUUAAGGCGUAGUAAUUUAUUUAGACCUUAUAGAUAUUUUUUUUUAUUUAAUUAUGUAUCGCAAAUCGUAUCUCAUAUAACAUUAUGCAAGAAGCAUCUGAUAGGAAAUGGACGUUUAACUAUUCAUGUCAAAUUAAUUGAAAAUACUGAUUUUUCUCGACUUUUAGUACAGUUAAGACAUUUAUGGGACUUUUUAUUAUAACGGUAUUAACAAGGUUCUGUGCUUCUAUGAGAUUUCCAAUUUUAAAAAUGGAAGAGAUUAUUUUAAAUGACAAUCGUCAAUUUUUUAUCUUAACUAGGGCGGUUUAUGAGACGAAAUUAUAUUUGUACACCAGUGAUACCUGUUCUCUAUGAAAUAUAUAUUUUUAUUACAGCA
Anthonomus grandis grandis is the source of this 1640-nucleotide messenger RNA. RefSeq names its product sorting nexin-21 (gene Snx21). Gene Ontology annotation, cellular component: early endosome membrane. Lineage: Eukaryota; Metazoa; Arthropoda; Insecta; Coleoptera; Curculionidae. The coding region runs from base 169 to 957 and encodes 262 amino acids. Gene Ontology annotation, biological process: protein transport. The record is from RefSeq and is a predicted model, not a curated record. Gene Ontology annotation, molecular function: phosphatidylinositol phosphate binding. The transcript has 4 exons.